AUGCUGGCAAUCAAAAAUAUUAGGGCUAAAAAUGAAAUUGAUGACAAGUCUGCAAGAACAUCAAUAUAUAAUGAAAUCAAAUCACUUCUACCUGAUAUUACCGAUGUAAAUUUGCAAUCAUCUAUUUCUGUCGAUUCAGAAAAAUUAGCAGAAACCAAGAAAGCUUUACCGGAACCGAUUCUAGAAGAAUCAACUGAGAAAAACGAAGAGAUAUUAUCAGCAAAGUAUUGA
Racocetra fulgida is the source of this 231-nucleotide messenger RNA. The record is from the annotation of a GenBank genome assembly. Lineage: Eukaryota; Fungi; Glomeromycota; Glomeromycetes; Diversisporales; Gigasporaceae.